Messenger RNA from Peronospora matthiolae, 876 nucleotides. The record is from the annotation of a GenBank genome assembly. Lineage: Eukaryota; Oomycota; Peronosporomycetes; Peronosporales; Peronosporaceae.
AUGAACCACCGCAUGAAUUCCUUACAAUUGGGGCGUCGCGGCCAGAGUGGCCUUGGCUUGAGCAUCCCGGGACUGAAUGUGGACAUUGAGAUGCUUGUGCAGAGCACGCAGGGCUCGGCCAUGCACUUUGGCCGCAAGUCGUCGAAUGAGAAAUUCCACGGCUGGCUCUGGAAAAAGUCCGGUCGCUUCUCCAAGUGGCGGAAUCAGCACUUUGUGCUUGACGGCGCCUUGCUCACGUACUACGACACGUUUCCGACGGACCAAUUCGUCUCGGAAUCCUCGCUGAUGCCGAUUCAAGGCGACAAUUUAUUCACGACCAAGAGCGAGUCGACCCCUGCUGGUGCUGUCCGCGUGGCGCACGUGGAGACGUCGCCCAAGUCCAAGAUUGCGUUCAAGGUGUAUGCAGUUAGUGGCAAGAUCAUUGAUGUUCGUGCAAAGAACGACACGUUGUGCAGGCAAUGGGUGGACCGACUGAACGAGGCCGCGGCUCUGGCCAAGCGUCAAGAGUCGCUGAACAAUAGUACGACCAGUACUGCCUCAUCGACCAUUUCUAUGGGCUACUCGGAUUCUGAGCUGGAAAUGCAGUGCAAUAUUGUGGACAAGAGCGGGUGGUUGGAAGUGGGCGAUCGCAAGUCAAAGCGAGCACGAUUUUGUGUGAUGCAGGGCAACAUGUUCACAGUGUACGAUACAGAGGACGCGUGGGCUGUGCCGCUCAGUCGUGCUUACGUGACUCAUGCCGAGAAGAUCAGUGAGGCAACUUGUGAGUUUUCAGUGUCAACAUCUGCUGGCAAAGUCAGUAAGACGCUGAUCUGCAAGGCACGGUCGCAAGACGAGAUGCACAUGUGGAUGGAGGCGUUGAGCAGUGCGUUUGAUUAA